GGGUCUAGUGGAAAGGGGAAAUGGAAAUUCUCGUCCUGUGGUUCACUCUACUACUCCUUAGCAUGACUGCAAACAUCUUUAUGAUAAUUUCAAUUUACAAAUCUGAGAAGCUAUGCAAGAAUGGCUGUACCAAACUCAUUAUGAGUUUCUUAUCUUCCUCCGCCUUUGCCUGUCUUUGCGGCUCUGUUUCUACAACAGCAAUGUUAGUUGAAAAUUCCAGAGACGAACAUUCAAAAUAUCCCGAUGAAGUGUGGAUUGUCCUUUUUGCCCUCAAUAGGGGAGCCGUAGCUGCGCACUUAUCAACAUCUUCAACCAUGGCUUUAAUAAGGAUGAUAUCAGUGGUGUGGCCUGUAAACUACAGAAGUCUGAACUGUUCUAGUGCCAUCUACUGUUUUAUUGUUGCCCCGUGGGUUUACUCUACAGUAAUGUUUGUUCUUCCUUUAUUCCAGGUUAUUGGAGUGCCAGAUCCUUCGACAUAUCGCUAUAAAAUAGCAGAAGGGGAGACAAAUUUGCAAAAGUCCUGGAGAAUAACCUAUAUCCUGGCUUAUAUCCUGAUUCCAUUCACUUUGAUAUACGCUUCGUAUAUGAUAGUCUUCUGCAAGGUUCAUGGACUGAAACGAGGAAAUGGAAGUGAUGGUAGCCAAGACCACGGGCUUAAUAACAGACCUCCUAUUUCCCAGUGGCAGGAAGUAGUGGCGAGGGCUGCUCUUGCAAAUAUCAUAGUGCAGACAGUCACUUAUUUUCCCAUGAUCAUAGGUAGCACUCUAUCACUAGGUACAUUAUUCUCUAGGAUCUGCCGGACAAUCUUCAUCUUGCAGUAUAUAUUUAACCCAGUGAGUUUCGUCAUGUUUUCUGAAGAUUAUCGUUGUGCCUGUAAGAAGGUGUUGAAGUGUUUUUUCCCACAAGAUAGCGCCCAAUCAGAUUUACUGACAGAGAUGCAGAAAAUGCCCACAAAAGUGUAA
Molecule: messenger RNA, 962 nt
Organism: Macrobrachium nipponense
Lineage: Eukaryota; Metazoa; Arthropoda; Malacostraca; Decapoda; Palaemonidae
Exons: 5
Coding region: 21-962 (313 amino acids)
Biological process (GO): G protein-coupled receptor signaling pathway
Cellular component (GO): plasma membrane
Molecular function (GO): G protein-coupled receptor activity
Source: RefSeq, a predicted model, not a curated record